Amoebophrya sp. A120 is the source of this 8054-nucleotide messenger RNA. NCBI's taxonomy places the organism in Eukaryota, Dinophyceae, Syndiniales, Amoebophryaceae. The record is from the annotation of a GenBank genome assembly.
GGAAAACAACAAUUUUUGCACCUAUAAGUAGAAAUUUGCAUGCAAUUACAAGAAGUGCAAGUGCUGGUGCUGCACGACUUACAUUUUGCGAUUUUUUUUGUUUUCUUUCAUUGUCUUCUUGCAAAAAACUUCUUUCACCAUCUGUACCAUAGUGUAGCAUAGCUUGUUUUAGUAUUCCUUGCAACUACUGCUGGUGUUGGAGUGAAGCACAAGCAAGUUCAAGUUGUACGUGGAUAAUACCAGCGCGGACGGAUUUAGAUUUUGUUUUCUUUGUUGUUAGCAAACCGAACGCGAUCGCGAACGGAAACGUCGCAAGCGGACCUUUGUUCCGGCGGAAGUGACAACGAACACGAAAUCAUACUCCGACGUGCGGAGGCUCAAGGCCGUCUUAUGUCCUACAACUUCUUCAUCUACGAGAUGCGUGUAUAAUGAAUGGCUGAAACAUCACAGCGAAACCACACCGCCUUCAUCUACCGACAUUAACAUUAUCCGGGACGAGCGCUUCGUGGUUGUGCCCCGAAGUAGCAGUUCUUGUCUCGUCGUUCGAAGUCGCGUCUCUUCUUCACAAGAUAGAAGCGAGGGCUACAGAGAAUAGUGCUUUGCGGCCACGAGUAAGAAUAAAUCAAGCAUCGGUAUUAAAGAACCGGACGGAGCACAACUGUGAGGAUAAAGACGAUAAGUCCUUAUCCCUGCUCAACGUCAACCUCGAACGGAAAGUUGUUUCCCUUUCCUCCCCGUACAAGUACAUAUCGUGAGAAAAAAGUGUUACAGUUACACACUCUGAUGGGAGACAAGCAAGACAGACAACCUCUGCCAUGCAGAUUAUGCUUGCCAGCCUCGUUUCAUUCCUGUUUUCCCUUACAGUCUGCGCAUCACAGGUUUUCUUAGCCAUGUCGAGCAACUUUGUGAUGCAGAAACUCCAACGAAUGUGUAACUGUAACACUUUUUUCCUGUGAUAGUACAACUUCUAGAAAUAGUACGCAGAACCGAGAACACGUACACGGCGAACAAGAAGCUCAACCACGACAACCAGCGCGAUGUCAUCAUCUGCAGCAGCCCCCGGUGUUGUCGGUGCUAGCGCAUCUGCUGCUAACCUACUGACCAUGAACAGCACGCAAGAACCUCCCGCGCCGGCUCCGACCACGAUGGAUGAGGUACUGGAUUUGGACUUUGCUUCGCUCGUGUUGUGGGCGAUCCGGAUUCUCUGUCCGGCGGUCGCGUUUUGGUACUUUUACUACCAAAAAGACCGGCAGUUAUCGGAGGGGGCCGCGAGCAUGAUGAACAAAACUUCCAGUCGUGGGGAAGGUCGCAAGGGUGGAGCUGCUUCUGGAGUGCACUCAUCUACCGCUCAAGGUACUAAGCUAGAAGAAGAUGCUUCAAGAACAGUCGUGUAGCGACGUCUUUUAAGCGAGCAAAAGUCAGACAGUAAAUUGGUUCUUUGUUCUAGUUAUCGCGUCUCGCCCAGUGAAUGUAGAAUGAGUCUUCACACUUACAGGUUGCGCCGCAAUUCAUGAUUGCAAAAAUAAAGAAAAUAGACACAGGUGAAUCUUCCCCGAAGGCAACAUCCUCUGAAAAGACUAAGAACUCCUCGUCCACCAGUGCUUCAUCUAGCAAGACGGCCAAGGCUGCGGGCGAGAAGAAUGGUAAUAAAACUUCGGCGAGGACUUCUGUGGGACACACGACUUCUGGUGGGAUGGAUUCAAAAACAGAUACUGACAGCACUUCUAAAAACGAGGACAAGACUAAACCCGGCGAUCAGAACAAGGUCGUGACCUCCGCCACUACGAUGGACGAUUUACGGGAGAUGAAGGUGAAAACGCUGAAGGACACCCCCUUGUCGCCCGCCAUGGCCAAGAAAAUGCAGCAGUACAACAAGGCGAAAACUUCGUCGAUGUUAUGCAUUGCAAAAGUAUCGUACUAGUAUAAAUUGCAAUACAAAUUCAGUAACAGACUUCCCUUCGUAUGAAAUAAGCACUUCGUAAAACGUAUCGCAAUUGCCCUCGCUCAUGUAGAAAUACCAAGCAGAUACUACAACAGACUAGCAGCGUGUGGGGGGAGACCAAUGUGGUCUCCCCCCACCCGCUGUGACUAUUAAAAAACACACCAGGGAACUUUUUUUUUUCCAGCAAAGGCUGGCCAUGGGUUGUGGGGAUGAGAAAUAGAAACAAUAUGCUAGCACGAUUUGAAGUCAGGUGUAAGCUCUUUAAGAUUUCCGCUUCGCUUUAUUUCAGUUUUACAGCACAGACUAGCAACUAGAUACAGACUAACAGACACUAAGUUCAGAAGAAAACACUAUGAAAAGCGAAGAUCUGCCUGCUAGCGCGGACAUACGAUACGCACGCGGGGGAGGAGGGGGAAAACGCAAGCGAAGCGAGAACAAGACGCGCAGUGCAAUGUGCUGGAGCAGAGGACAAGAGCAGAUAGUAAGAAUAUCAAAACAAGACGAAAAGUGCACGCAUACACGCGCACUGCUUAACUGUGUGAAAGGUGUCGGCCCUGUUUGACCUGCUGCGGCAGGCAGGUGAAUUCGUAGAACUGCUUCACAUGUUAAGUAACGCACACCGGCCUCCUAGUUUUAGUGAUGAAUUUAUAUGCGUCAACAGAGCGGGGCCCAAUCAAAAAAAAAAAAAUGCAAUACAAAUUUCCUUAGCAUGAGAAAUGGAAUUUGUCAUGCGGAUCUGCCUCAAUAAAAAGAUUUGUAAUGCAUGACUUGCAUUUAUACGAGUACGAUACUUUUGCACAGCAUAGAUGUUGGGCAAGUACAAUAAUGUGGCGAACAACAACGGAGCUGCGGCAGGUGGAGGUGCCACUACUACCAACACUACCAGUUCAUCCGUCCUCGAUCUGGUCGACUUUGAUGAAGAGGGGACGAGUUCUGCUCUGCAGGACAAAGCCUGCGACCUGAAGGAGUCGUCGCACGGGACCAUGACGAAACAAGAUUCGAGCAAGAACGGAACAGUAGUCCCUAUGCAGCAGCCGGCCAAACAAGCCACGACUUGUUCCAACUCUCCGCAGUGCAGUGCUGAUGGUGGGGACGCCAAGAACGGUGAGAAGGGCGAAGAUGCUGGCGGUUCGCCAAAUGAAAAGGCAAAGGACGGAUCGAAAUCGAAUGCCAACACGACUUCCACGACCACCACGAUGACGCACAGUACCGGUGCGGUGAAGGGGGGCACCCCGUCGAGUACGGCGGCUGACGGCUCGUUCAGCUACUCCUCUUCCGAGGGGACGAGCAGCCCGGCGGCCAGUGAUGCGAACACUUCGGCUAUCCAAGAAAAAAACAACAUCACAAUCACAUUUAGGGGGUUUUGCAUCAGAAAUUUGUCUGGAAUGAUAAAUUUUUCUUGUAAUGCAAAAACAUGAAGGAAAUCCCGUUUGAAUUUUGAGUGUGAUGCAUUUUUGCGCAUGACUAAAAGUUUUGUAUUGCAAAAACGUGCAAUAGUGAUUGUGAUGGUGUUUUUUUCUUGAAUAUCGGCCCACAGCUUGGACGCCGAAGCGGCCAACCAGGAGGCGCAAGAGAAGCUGUCGAAGAUCUCGAAGUAUCCUGUGCAAAAGUGUCGUACCAGUACUUCUAAUCGCAGUCAUGCAUUACAAAUCUUGUUCUCAACCUAAACCCGCAUUGCAAAUUUCAUUUCUCAUGCCAAGGAAAUUUGUCAUGCAAUUCAUACAGGUUGUGAAGUGCGAAGGUACUUUGUUUUGCAAUGCAUACGAAGGCGAACUUGUCGGGGAUUGAGAAGAUCUACCAGGACCUGGUCAAGCACAAACACGAUAUUUCGUCGGACACCUACAAGUAUCAAGUGCAUCAAAUAUCGUCCACCCUGGACGUCUGGAAUAAGCUUGUGAUGCUGAGUGAGUGGCGAAAAAUCAUGAGGACACCGUGACGCCUUAGCAUGACAAGCUUCUGCGUUCUUUCUAGGAGGUGAUCAUGCUUAUUGAGCAUGACAAAUAGCCGCGUUUUUGCAUUCACAGAAAAUUAAUUGGAGGUCGUCGUGGGUUGUAGUGUGCAUGUGACAGACCACUUGAGAGUCAUGCAACCCCAGCAUGACAAGCGGUAGCGGUCUUUAUAUUCUUCCAGACGUCCAGGGAUUAUAUUUGCAAUGUGGAUAACAAGAUGCUCGUCGAGAUCGCACUGGACGCCGCCAAGUGGUACGACCAGCAGAGCGUCGGUACUAUAGUUUUUUCCUUUUUGGGAGUUUCAGUUUUGGCAGUUUUCUACUAUACUUAAGCUGCCAAAACUUUGUCAUGCAGUUUGGUCUUUGAUUUCAGUUUCACUUCAGGUUUAGAUUUAGAGAUCGGUGGAAAGAAGUUUUGACUUCUUGCAUAGAGCUAGAGGUCUGCACCCUUGUGUGAAGAGUCUCGGUAGUACAAGAACUUCUACGUAUCAAGCGUGCAGCAUGUUGUGUAUGGUCGUGAGGAUGAUGAAAAUAACCUAUACAACGUCCACUCAAUCCACCCACAUGAUCAGUUGAGCCCGCGUUCUGGAAGACUCCGAAAAAACGAGGCUACGGCGAAAGUCCCAGUACGCGAGUCCCGAGUUACCAGUCUACGCCCUUGCACAGCAACAAGCACGGAGUAUAGUUCUAUACCAGGCGUUUUUUUGGCAAUGCAACCUGUCAUGUGUGAUUCCGUACUGUUGGAGUUGGAGAACUUUGUCAUGCAUAUAUAAAUCCGUAUCUAUUACAGCCCUCCUCCCCCGAGAAGAAUACGAUUAACGAUUUGCUCGCGCUCGUCGGCGGUCCGAAGAAAGACGAAAACUCGAACUACCCCCCGGCAAUCUGUAUUUCUGUUGCAUUUUUUGAUUGAGCUCGCCUCUUUGUCAUGCGAUAUAAUCAACAUAGUCUCAUAUAAUACUAGUUUUCCCUGUUCAUCAAUCCGAAACUAUUGACACCUUGAUCAACAUGAACAUUCUCAGACCACGCCGGCGCUACGGAGGGAGACCACUUUAACAUGGCUUACGACGCUGCGUACUGGGCCGGGUACUACAAUGACCCGUCCUACUGGGCCGGCUACUACAGUCCGCACCACUUCCCCACCGCCCCGGCCCACCACCUGCAAGCCGCCCACGCGCACGGAGCCGCCCACGCGGCGGCCGCUGCCGGAGCUGCCGGUGCCGCCGCGGCGGUUGCCCACGGAGCUGCCGGCCAACACCACCAGCACGGGACGAGUGGAGGUGCUGGAACGCACCACGGAGCCGCGGCCCAUCACCAGCACAACUGGCACCAGCACACUGCAAAUACGGCAAACGCGACCGGAACAGGAACCACGGCUGGCAUCACGAAUGCUAAUGGGACGGUUGCGCCUUCUUCUACCAUGGUAUCCAAGAAAAAACAGCCAUCCCCAUCCAUUUUUUGCAUGACAAACAGUGGAUCUUAUGCAUAUUUUGCAUGACAAAUACAAAUUUGAUGGGGAUGGAUGUUUUUUCCUGGAUACAUGGAGCUGCACCACCAUCCGCAAACCACUCUUGCCGCGGCCGGUGGAGCCGGUGCUGACCACGGUUGUACUUCGACUGGUGCUGGUACCGGAGUGACGUCUACUUCUGGGACGACCAGCACUGGAAGUUUCACUGCGACUUCUAGUGCGACUACGAACUCCAACGCCACGGGUUCCUCGCACAGCGGAGCCAUCGUGACCACCGUUGGAAUCAUGGGGCAUACAACUACUACCGGAGCUGCAGCUCCUGCGCAUGUUUCAUCGGUUUCCAAGAGUGGCGCCCAGGCAGAUACGACUGUCUUCAAGGCGGCGAACAACACGGGUAUAGAUGGAAUAACGAUGCGGACUGGCCGUUUUAUUAGCAGGUUGAGUUUAGAACAUCAAAUUCGCAAAGCGUGUUGAGGUUGACCAUAGUUUAUGUACUACCGGCUUGUUGUUGUUCCUGCGUCGUUUGAUGUAAGUAGUUGUUUACACCACCACACAAUUUUUAAUCCAGGUACUACAUUGGGAAGUGUCACCCACACGACAACUUCUUCGGCCGCCACCAUGAACAACGCCUCUCCGAUUACAACGACUGUGGACCUCGCUGCGCUGAACAACUCGUCCGAGCUGUCAAAUAAUAACCAGCAUUUUCAUGCGCAUGCCGACCAGAACUACCAGAAGGGGAACAAAAAUAUCAUGAUGUCCAAGAUGAAAGGAGGCGCAGAUCAUUCUUCCUCUGCAGCGGUGGUUUCUAGCGUCGCUGGGAAAGCGGAACAGUAUCAAUAGUGGCGGCUCAGGAGAUUCUAGUUUAUCUGGAAGUCGUUGUGAUUAUUUACCACUUCGACAACGGAUGAAUUCACUUCUACAUCCGGAGAAGCAGAAGCAGAAGUACCGUAGAAUCCAUGCAAUUUCAUGAAAGGAGACAUCACACAGGAGACUACACUGAAGUGCGUAAAGUUGACAUGGUGACAAGCAACUACAUUUAGUAGCAGGUAAUACAGAACAGGCUUGAAAAACUUAAAAAAAAACAUAUAAAACAAGUAGUAGAAUACAGCGAACAACAAAAAAAUUAUUGAAUGUGAUAGUGAAAGAACAUGUGGACAAAAUCAAAAACCGUUUCGAUGUUUAUGUAUACGAUUCUAAUCAACACAAAUGAUGAUGAUGUCACUACGCUGUGCCAUGAAAACCUAUCAAGGCAUAGUGUAGUGUGUUUGAGGCUGAUACUGGUAGAGCCUUCAUUUGAUCAUGUCGAUAAAUAAAAACUUCCAUUUCCCGCUACAGGAGUGGAAGCUGCCAAUACAAGAUGUAGCUGACUGCUCAAUUUUAUUUUUACCUUCGAUUUUCCUCUGUGUGUGUACGUCAUCUGUAGCGGUCGCCGGAGCUCGAACUUGAAUGAAACUGACUCACUGGGGAGCUUCUACGUCUAGAUAAAUGGCCGACGCAAUUUUCAUACAAGCGGUCGUUGGGAUUCCAAGAGGGAGGGUCUUUCAGAUCUAGAUCUCACACCCAACGACGGCGCUCGGGAAAAUGUCGUCGUAUUGAAAACGAAUUAACAAAAGGACAUAUGUUGAUCUCCUCGAGUUGUUUUUGAUAAGUUUAAGUACACAAUUUUUAGAGCAGGACGGACGCGCACUUUUACUUUACAACAAUCUCUCGCUCGUCUGUGCGGCUCCUGACCUGCUACAGAUUUCAUUUCUACGUACGUACGUAUAUUCUUUUUGUUUUUCUUGACUCCUGCUUGCGCUCGUCUCUGAACUCAAAAAACUCUGACUGUCGAAAUGUAAAAAACGCAAUGGUAUCACUUUAUUUCUAUGCUUUGAAAAACAAAAAACAUGAAAGUCUCACUUGCUUCUUUACACACUUGUGCCUGUGUGCAGGUAUAUUUUUCUUUAUAACUACUCCUGUACUCCCGCCUCUUUCUGUUCAUUGAAACGUCGAGAAUAUUGAAUUUGACGCUUUCUUUUAUCCGCUCUAGUUGUAGCGGUUUUACAACUUCGACAUUUUUUACUAGUACCUGGUGUGCUGCACAAGCACAUUUUUUAUUGAGAAUACAGCACAAGCCCUGUUUGCCAAACUGAUUUAUUACAAAGAUUUAUUUCGAAGAAAUUCAAAUUCAUCUAUAUUUAUGUCCUAUUUUAUUGCCUCGCUUUGCAAUCGUGGUUAGACGUUGGGGUUGCCUGCGACGCAGCUAUCUUUCUCCUGUUGCACCGUCUGACAAGUUGGAGAUGUUGAGAAGGCUGUAGUUCUAGUUGUCUACAACAACCGAAAUCUGCCUCCUUCUCCUUGCCAUGCUGCAGCAGCUUCAUGGAAGUAGAAUCUCACCAGACGGCGCAGGCGGCACCGACGUUCAUCAAUAUCCGCGGGCGUGAAGCUCCACCUCCGAAACAACUAUGAAGGAAUCUAAACUAAGGCCGUCGUGGUCCUCCGGUGACCUUACUUUGAUUUUGACGAGAAUAAAGCUCCUGGACAUGAUGAAAAAUAAACGGAUGUAUUUUGAUAGCGUCGUGCUGUGCACUAACUUCUACUUCGCUUUGGAAAAAUCAAACACAACAGUAGGCUCAGCUACUAGCAGCUAUGGCCUCCAUCCCGCCAGUAGCACUUACAUAUGCUCGAGUUCGUUGCUGGAACAAACACAAAGUGUGCCG